CCAGGGGUCCAGGGUGGAUAUGGAGAGCACCAGGAGGGUUGCACCACCCCCUGCAUCACCGGCUGCCUCUUGGGCCCCCCAGCUGUUGUGCCACUGGAUGGCAGCAAGGCCCCACUUCCCGGCUGCCACGUGUGGGCAGGCAUGUCCUCCCUGGGAGGACAAGGCCCCACGGCCAUCUUCUCCUCGCCCACCCUGGGGCUGCUCAGGGCAGGGGGAAAUGCUCCCCUGGGACCUGUGAGGGCCUCAUCAGCCUGGGGAUACCCUACGUGUGCUGGGGAGCCCUCACGGGAGAGGCAGCGUGAGCGAGGGAGGGAGCGGGAGCAAUGGCCGAGGCUUAGCCGAUUAGCCUUAUUAAUAGACGUUAAACCCCGGCUGGGAGUGCUGCCAAGUUCCUGCAGCACCCCCCUUGAGAGGCUGAGGGGGUUUACAGCCCAAGCCUUUCCUUCCCCAAAACACCAGCUGGAGUGAGCGGGAGUGAGCUGGAGUGGGCUCCAGCCCCGUCCCUGGAAGUAAACAGGUUCCCCCAUGUUGCCAGACGCUCUUUGUAAGUCAGCCACGAGGGGGUUGUUUUGGAGGGGAUUAUUGAGAUGCCAGGACUGAGCUGGAUCAGGUAGUUUGAGCCAUGGCUGGCAAUGAUUCCUCAGCUGAUGCACCUUGUCUUCCUUCUGUGCUGGGCACAUGCCCUGCCAAACCUCUCCAGCUCUUCUUCGUCCUUCUGGCUGGCAGUUUAGGAAGUGGUGGGGUGCUUCAAAAGCAGCACCUUCCCCCAUUUUGCCCCUUAUUGAAGCACGGGCCCGCGUUCUCAUCCUCCACUGCCCCCUCCCCAGCACCCUCGCUCCUGGCUGGGUCCACCAGCAACAUCCCCCAGCCUUACUCUGCUUCUGCCUGACUUGAUCCCUCUGAAUCUACCCCUGCCAGCCUGCCCCACCCUGCUGGGGGAAAGGCAAGGAGCCCCUGGGCAGCAGGAUUACCAAGGGAUUCGGGCUGCGGCAGGCAGCCACCUCGUCCCCAUUGGCUGGAAAAGCCUCUUAAAAGUGCAGAAGUGCUUUCUGCCCGCUCAGCACCCGCUGGUCUCUGCCGACCUGAAACCAUAAGCAGCUGCUGACCCACAUCCACACUGGGAGUGCUGUAGGGCACUACUUGCACCCACAGUAGGCAAGGGGGUCCCCCACACGGGGUAUCCUCUCAAAUUGGCCAUAGGCAGCUUUGCUGGACAUCGUCGGAACUGGAGGAAAGAAGGCUGAGAGCGGGAUUAGCUGUCUUGUGAGGACGUAGCUGCCCCAAAGGAAGAAGUGGAGCACAAGAGACUGCUCAACAGGUGCUAGAUUCCUGUAGGCCCACCAUUCCUGUGCCCGCCAUGGAGCAAAGAUCCAGCAGGACCAUCUAACCAGGCACCUUCAUCUAGAGCCAGAGGGAGAAGGAAACGCUGCUGACGGGUCUGCCCAGCCCUUGGAGGCUCAGCUUGUCAGGAGGUCAUCGUUUCAUUGCACAGUCCCUGAAUAUUAUUUCCUCUCUCUCUCUCUGUUGCCCUACUUCCUUCCUUCCCCACCUUUCCCUUCCUAGGCUAGACGAUGGGGAGACCUGACCCAGAGGAAGGGCAGCUCCCAGCUCCUGUGAAGCCCCCGGAUGGUGGCUGGGGCUGGAUCGUGCUCUUUGGCUGCUUUGUGAUCACCGGCUUCUCCUAUGCCUUCCCAAAAGCCGUCAGUGUCUACUUCAAGGAGCUCAUGAAAGAUUUCCAUGUUGGCUACAGUGACACAGCCUGGAUCUCCUCCAUCAUGCUGGCCAUGCUCUAUGGAACAGGACCAGUAUGCAGCAUCAUGGUGAACCAGUUUGGCUGCCGGCCCGUGAUGCUCAUCGGCGGGCUGCUUGCUUCCGCUGGGAUGAUCCUGGCAUCUUUUACCACCAACAUCAUUGAGCUUUAUCUGACAGCUGGUGUGCUGACAGGUCUGGGUAUGGCGUUGAACUUCCAGCCCUCACUGAUCAUGCUGGGCACCUACUUUGACAAGCGUCGGCCUCUUGCCAAUGGACUGGCUGCUGCUGGCAGCCCCGUCUUCCUCUCCUCCCUCUCUCCACUGGGGCAAGUGCUGCUGGAGAAGUUUGGUUGGCGAGGAGGGUUCCUUAUCAUGGGGGGCCUUCUGCUUAACUGCUGCACUUGUGGGGCAGUUAUGAGACCCCUGGAUAUGGGCAUGAAGCGGAAGAUGGGGAAAGCUCAGGACAAAUAUGAAGCCAAGGAGAUGCUGCCCAUAGGAGGGAAAUCAGAGGAGGGAAUCAGCACCACUGAUGGAACCAAGAAAGCCAAGAAAGGCAAGAAGAAGCCCAAGAAAGGAAAGAAGCUUCUGGAUUUUAGUAUCUUUUCCAACCGAGGGUUUAUCAUUUACACUAUUUCAAAAUUCAUCCUGGUCUUGGGCCUCUUUGUGCCCCCCAUAUUGCUGGUCAACUAUGCCAAGGACACAGGCGUACCAGACACGGAGGCUGCGUUCCUGCUCUCCAUCAUCGGUUUCAUAGACAUCUUUGCCCGCCCAGCCUGUGGCAUGGUGGCAGGGCUGAAGUGGGUCCGCCCGCACGUGGCGUACCUCUUCAGCUUCUCUAUGCUCUUCAAUGGCUUGACAGACAUCUGCAGUGCCAGGGCGAGCAACUACACAGGGCUGGUCAUCUUCUGUGUCUUUUUUGGCAUCUCUUAUGGCAUGGUGGGAGCACUGCAGUUCGAGGUGCUGAUGGCCAUCGUUGGCUCCCAGAAGUUCUCCAGUGCCAUCGGGCUGGUCCUACUUAUCGAGGCUUUCGCUGUGCUCAUCGGUCCACCCUCUGCAGGCCGGCUGGUCGAUGCUCUCAAGAACUAUGAGGUGAUCUUCUACCUGGCAGGCUCAGAGGUGGUGCUCUCUGCUCUCUUCCUGGCUGUCGCCAGCUACUGCUGCCUGAACCGAGGGAAGAAGAAGGAGCCUCCCCCAGAGAACAACCCCUCUGCCGGAGGUGGGAGCGACACCGAGGAAGCAGAGUCUGACGUGCAGGAAGCCGAGGAGCACAGCAGUGACAACCACCAGCCGGCCCACAGCACUGACAAUGCCGUGGUGGCAGCCAACGAGGAGGCCAACCACGUGGCAGAGGAGCAGAGCGGGGAGGGAGGCGGGUGUCCUGCGGGGGACAGGGAGGUGUUGGCACGAGACGGCUGCAACGCUGACCAGACGGUGGAGAGGGACAGUUUCUAGCCAGGGCAGGGGAACAGGGAUGUAUAAAACUGGCCUUGCGUGCAUGCACCUCAGCAUGGGAGGGUAGGUGGGAUAUGGGGAGGAGAAAGCUGGGACAAAGGCAGAUGUAAGAAGAAAGAGGGAGAGGUAUAAUAGCUGGUCCUUAAGUACAUAUGUCCACAUACCUACCCAGUGAUAUGACUACUUGCAUCCUGCACUCAUGCUGGUACAACACAGGCUCAAAGCAGCCCAAACACCAAAAAGAAAAAAAAAAAAAUCUUUCCUUACUUUCAAACCAGCCCUGGAGAAAGUCUUCUGAAGAGGCUGCCAAGGACUCUCCUUUUCCUUCUGCAUUGUCACAAUACUGAACACAAACAAUUAGAGACUCUUUGUAAUCAGAUCUGGUAUGCUUUGUUCUGGUGUCAGAGUUUCCUUCACCCCAUUUCCAAUGGUUGGGAUAGCAUCAGUCUCAUUGGCAGUGGGUUUAGGAGGUCGUGUAAUUCAUAGCUAUCACCUGGGCCACCUUCAGCUACCACCAGCAUGGGGGUAGACACCACGUUCCCUGCAGUAUCCCCCUUGGGCGCUGCCAAACCGCGGGGGGCCACCAGCUCCAACCACCUCUGUCCGGUGCAGCUUUUGUGGAUGGUAAAGCUGGGGCAUUGACACGUGAUGCUGCUUUUCCAAGCAGGGAAGUGCUGUGUUAGAGGCUGCUGCUGAGGUACAAGAAGAAGACAUCUAAGAAAGGCUAAUGCCAUUAGGUGUGCAGCCACAAUACAGAGCCUCGCUGACAGGAAUAGCACCAAGCCAGCUUUAUCUAGGCUCAAGUGAGUCCUGUUUGACGUGUGAAGGGAACAACCUGGCCCCUAUGGGGGUGGGGGUUUCAGGGCAGGUAAAUAACCAUGUCCCAAGCAAUUAUCCACUGAGCAGGAAUGGCACCAGACAUGCCUGUGUUUUCCUUUUAAAUAGAGAAAACCCCCUUACAUAAAGGAAUCAAAGGUAAGGCAGGAGGACAAGCCCCAGCCCCUGGGUGCCACUAAAGAGUGUUGGAGCACGUGGUAAGGCAGGCAUGACCCCCUCACCCCCCGAUGCAGUGGUGGAUUCAGAGAGGACAACCUUCCCUGGCAUGCUUAAACCACUUCUAAUCUCCUUUAAGGACUGGAUCUUUUAUAAACACCUCUGACCAAAGCUCCUUCUUCCGGUUUCCUGAACUGCUUCACCUCAGAGACCCCAGGGAGAACCUGUGACUAUAACAAGGGAUCAAAAAACUAAGCAGAGGGCUACAGGGAAGGCAGCUCAUGGGGCCACCAAAAGAGGCGUUUCAUUCCACACCAGACUGACUACAAAUUAAUGGGUAAUUGGUCAAACCUGCAGGACCCAUAAAGCCAUUUAAACACAGCAGGAGCAUGAAGGAAAGGGUUUCAUUAUAGAUGCUCCCAAGCAAAAAGCAGUAAAUGAUAAGCAAAAUAAAGCUUAUUAUAAAAUUGAAGAAUAUCAGUUUAAGAAGAGACAGAAGAACUGGAAAUUGGAGGGGAGAAAGUAAAUCCCAUGGGGCUGUACCCUGCCCCACCUUGGGUAACACCACUGUUAGAUCUGAUUUUGAGCCAGUCAUAGUGGUGACUUUGAGCUUUUUCCUAUUCAAACUCACUUUGAAACUUUGCAGUUCAGAAUAAGUACUGUGACAAACCCGAGAUGGGAAGCCCUGUGGGAAUGGGAGCAGCAGCAAGAGUGAUGGGGCCCUUCAUUCAUGAUGUAGGCCUUCAUUCACUGCUCUGCAAGCUUGUUCUCCCUCCUCACAAGGUAAGAUCCAGAUAUUUCUGUUCCACCAAGUUGCUCUGCAGCUCUUUCCCCAGCCAUACCAAACCCCUGUCCCCCAGGCUGCAUUUCCCUUAUUCACUAGUGCCUCUUCCAAGAAGGAGCUCACAACUUCCCAGAGGUCCAAGGUCCACAGCAUGAAAACAACUGCCCUUGUCAGCGAGGCAGGUCACUAGAACAAGGUCCCCUCUGUUUCCUUGUCACCAGUCAAAAAAAUUUCCCACUAAGCCUCCCGUUCUUAAAUCUUCUCUCAAAAGCACAGAGAAGUGCUUAGGGUAUGAGAUCUCACUAGAGAUGGUGCUGCAAGAUUUCCAGAACUCUUCCUAAAAACCCAGCUAUGCUGCCUUCCACUUUGCCUUGCUGGCUUUUAGACAGGCUCCACUGAAGCCUGUUCCUCUCAACUGCUCCAUGUUUUGGCACAACAGCCAGCUCUGAAAGAGGAUCAGGGACUUAAGCAUCAGCUGAAACUUGUGAUGCAACAGCUGAGCUGUGUGGAAAAGCUGGCCGUGGAGGGGUGCAAGGAUGCCACCUUAGCAGGACUGAGGCAACUGGUGGCUUUAAAAGGACAGUGUUCCCCUGGGAAGCCAAGACACAGAGAAGCUGGUGUUACAUGGAAGACUGGCCUUGCUACAGUAUUUAUAAGCCUCUUCCUCGGGAAACCUGUGCUGCAGGGAUCACCAUAGCUUGGUACAGGGAUUACACACCAGUAUGAGCAAGAAAAAAAUGGCCAGCACAUGACACCCAUCUUCCAGCAUACACCCAUGAAGGACAGGAAAUGGAAUGUCACAUUUUUCUUUAUUAGAGACAACAGUCAGUACACCGGAGUCCAUCUAAAUUUUCCAGAGCAGCUUGACCACGAGAUGGCUUUCUUGCAGGCACCCACUGAGAUGAAGAAACUCCAAAAACAAAUCAAAGAGAAAACCAAACCAAACCAAACAUCUCAAUCAUAAAUUAAUGCCCUUAAAUAACUUCUCUCAUGACCACUAGAAUGAAAUGACAGAGAAGUCAAAACCCUUGCCCUGAGAAGCACAC
Myiozetetes cayanensis is the source of this 6026-nucleotide messenger RNA. It is a transcript of the gene SLC16A8, whose product is annotated as solute carrier family 16 member 8. Gene Ontology annotation, molecular function: monocarboxylic acid transmembrane transporter activity. The transcript is spliced from 5 exons. Lineage: Eukaryota; Metazoa; Chordata; Aves; Passeriformes; Tyrannidae. Gene Ontology annotation, cellular component: membrane. Gene Ontology annotation, biological process: monocarboxylic acid transport; transmembrane transport. The record is from RefSeq and is a predicted model, not a curated record. The coding region runs from base 1572 to 3203 and encodes 543 amino acids.